AUCAAAAACGUUUGCCGAUGCUCUCAGCGUGUGUCCCCGGGCCGAGACCACCCGGUGCUUGGCCCGGGGUUUCCAGAGGGACCCGGGGAAGGGGGCGAGCCGGGUGCUGGUGAGAAGAAUUGGCCCUGGCGGCCCCCUCCUCGGUCCCAGGACGUGAGCUGGCGGGGCCGGGGCCUGCAGACAGCCGGGAGGAGAUGCGCUAGCUGAGCGGCAGGCCUGGGGCCAGGGCUGGGCGGACAACGCCGAGGGGUGGGUGGCCCCGGACGCGGGACGCGGCCGCAGGGGCGGGGGAGACGUCCCCCGUGGGCGAAGAGCAAAUUGGGCAAGCGGUGGACGCAGCUCUGCGCAUGUGCAGGAGGAGCCAGAGUUUCACUUUGUAACUUUUAAGUGGUCGGGACGCCGCCCCGCCCGGCCAGGUGGAGCCAGACAACUUCCCCGGGCCGCGCCGGGCCGCCGCGCCGCCGCCGCAGAUUCAGGGAAGUCUGGUGCCCCAUGAUCCUAAUCAGGAAAGCUCGGCAGGAAAUGAGUGGUGGACCUGAGGCAGCUCGGGAGGUGGCCGGGGCUGCCACUGCCUUUGCCAGAGCCAGUGCCAACUGAGGACCUCUCCAAGGGACUCAUCCUCCAUCCUUCCUUCUCCUGGCAUCUGAAUCUGCCCGGCAUGCAGGGUCCAGUGCCUGCCUCUCCUCGAUCCCUGUGCCCCACCAGCCCCUGGAGGAGACACCCAGGAGGCCUUUGGCUCUGCCAGUGCUGGCUGGGGGACCACAGGAGAGUUGGAGCCCUGACCUUCUGCCCGGUCCCGUUCUCCAGGGAGGACAGGCACGAUGACCAACUCCCCGUUCCUGGAGCUGUGGCAAUCCAGGGAGGUGUCCAUCCGUGAGCAGCUGGGCAUUGGGGACCAGCCCAAUGACUCCUACUGCUACAACUCAGCCAAAAACAGCACCGUGCUCCAGGGGGUCACCUUCGGUGGCAUCCCCACCGUCCUGCUCAUAGACGUCAGCUUCUUCCUGUUUUUAAUAUUGGUGUUUUCCAUCAUAAGAAGAAGAUUCUGGGAUUAUGGCCGCAUUGCCCUGGUGUCAGAAGCAGGCAGUGAGUCCAGAUUCCAAAGGUUGUCGUCCUCCUCUUCAGGGCAGCAGGACUUUGAAAGCGAGCUGGGAUGCUGCCCCUGGCUGACUGCAAUCUUCCGCCUGCAUGAUGACCACAUCCUGGAGUGGUGUGGGGAGGACGCCAUCCACUACCUGUCCUUCCAGAGGCAUAUCAUCUUCCUGCUGACGGUGGUCAGCCUCUUGUCACUGUGUGUCAUCCUGCCUGUCAACCUCUCGGGGAACUUGCUGGAUAAAGACCCUUACAGUUUUGGGAGGACGACAAUCGCGAACCUACAGACUGACAAUGACCUCCUUUGGCUGCACACCAUCUUCGCCAUCAUUUACCUCAUCCUCACUGUAGUCUUCAUGCGGCACCACACCCAGUCCAUCAAGUACAAAGAGGAGAGCCUGGUGAGGCGGACCCUGUUCAUCACAGGACUCCCCAGAAAUGCCAAGAAGGAGACGGUAGAGAGCCACUUCCGGGAUGCAUAUCCCACGUGUGAAGUGGUGGAGGUCCAGCUGUGCUACAACGUGGCCAAGCUGAUUUACCUGUGCCAGGAGAGAAAAAAGACUGAGAAAAGCCUGACCUAUUACACAAACCUGCAGGUGAAGACAGGCCAGCGGACCCUCAUCAACCCCAAGCCCUGUGGCCAGUACUGCUGCUGCGAAGUACAGGGGUGUGAGUGGGAGGACGCCAUCUCCUACUACACGUGCAUGAAGGACAGGCUGAUGGAGAGGAUCACAGAAGAGGAAUGCAGGGUCCAGGACCAGCCCCUGGGAAUGGCCUUCGUCACCUUCCAGGAGAAGUCCAUGGCCACCUACAUCCUGAAAGACUUCAAUGCCUGGAAGUGUCAGGGCCUUCAUUGCAAAGGUGAGCCGCAGCCGUCCUCCCACAGCAGAGAGCUCUGCAUCUCCAAGUGGACUGUCACCUUCGCCGCUUACCCCGAGGACAUCUGCUGGAAGAACCUCUCUAUCCAGGGCCUCCGCUGGUGGUUCCAGUGGCUGGGCAUCAACUUCACUCUCUCCGUGGGGCUGUUUUUCCUGACCACACCCUCCAUCAUCCUGUCCACCAUGGACAAGUUCAAUGUCACCAAACCUAUCCACGCGCUGAAUGACCCCAUCAUCAGCCAGUUCUUCCCAACCCUCCUCCUGUGGUCCUUCUCGGCCCUGCUCCCCACCAUCGUCUACUACUCUACGCUGCUGGAGUCUCACUGGACCAAGUCAGGGGAAAAUCGGAUCAUGAUGACCAAAGUCUACAUAUUCUUGAUCUUCAUGGUGCUGAUUCUGCCCUCCCUCGGCCUCACCAGUCUGGAUUUUUUCUUCCGGUGGCUCUUUGAUAAAACUUUUUCGGAGGCCUCUAUCAGGUUGGAGUGCGUCUUCCUGCCUGACCAGGGGGCCUUCUUUGUGAACUACGUCAUUGCCUCGGCCUUCAUCGGCAACGGCAUGGAGCUGCUGCGGCUGCCCGGCCUCAUCCUCUACACCUUCCGCAUGAUCAUGGCCAAGACCGCGGCCGACCGCAGGAACGUCAAGCAGAACCAGGCUUUCGAGUACGAGUUCGGAGCCAUGUACGCGUGGAUGCUGUGUAUCUUCACUGUCAUCAUGGCCUACAGCAUCACCUGCCCCAUCAUCGUGCCAUUCGGCCUCAUCUACAUCCUGCUCAAGCACAUGGUGGACCGGCACAACCUCUACUUCGUCUACCUCCCGGCCAAGUUGGAGAAGAGGAUCCACUUUGCGGCUGUGAACCAGGCCUUGGCUGCUCCCAUCCUGUGCCUCUUCUGGCUCUACUUCUUCUCCUUCCUGCGCUUGGGUCUGAAGGCUCCCCUCACCCUGUUCACUUUCCUGGUGGUGCUGUUGACCAUCCUGGUCUGCCUGGCCUACACCUGCUUUGGAUGCUUCAAGCACCUCAGCCCUCUGAACUACAAGACAGAAGAGUCGGCGAGUGACAAAGGAAGUGAGGCAGCAGCCCACAUGCCUCCACCAUUCACACCCUACGUGCCCCGGAUUCUGAACAGCUUGUCCUCAGAGAGAACAGCCCUGUCCCCGCAGCAGCAGCAGACCUACGGUGCCAUCCACAACAUCAGUGGGACUGUCCCAGGGAAGAACGCGGUUCAGAGUCCUGCGGACAGCGUGGCGGGCGCCCACCAGGAAGCCUGAGGGCAGGGGGGCUGCCAGGCUGGGCCGGGCUCCGGGACUCGGGAGGUGAGGAGACACAGGUGGAGAAGCGGCUUGACUCUGACCUCCAACCAAAUUCAGGACUUCUUUCCACCUGUUUUAAGCACAACAGCUCUAAAAAUGAUGGACACAGAAAGGGGGCUCCGGCCCUUGGCUGAGGGGAAAAGGGUGGGCCUGCCAUCGGGCGGUGGCCUUCUGUAGUCCCAGCAGCUCUGCGUUCUUACUGGCCCCCCCGAGGGUCUGGAAAUGUCCAACUCCCUG
Vicugna pacos (alpaca) is the source of this 3515-nucleotide messenger RNA. The record is from RefSeq and is a predicted model, not a curated record. Lineage: Eukaryota; Metazoa; Chordata; Mammalia; Artiodactyla; Camelidae.